CUUGUGUAGUUGCGAGUUUUGUAGUUGCCGGGCAGGCCGACGGUCUGGAACGUGUUUAGCUCGCCAAUAUCCCAACAAUAAGAAAAUAAGCAAAAUUCGAAAAGAAAAUUAUACAAAAACGUCCCAACACAUAGAGAGGUUUUACAUCUCUUCAACAUUGAAAGUAAAGAUGCCAUCUGCAACCACUGGUGACUAUGCUGUUCAGUCCUCCAGUCCAGAGCUGGGCACUGUUCCUGUAGUGGCUCCCAAUGAGGCCUUGAAACAAGUGCUGAACAUCAUCGAAAAGAAGGUCCGCAACAUGGAGAAGAGAAAGUCCAAGCUGGAAGACUACAAGACACGGAAGAGCAAAGGAGAGCGGCUAAAUCAGGAUCAGCUGGACGCUUUGUCCAAGGCUCAGGAGGUGGCACACAACUUGGACUUUGCCCGGGAGCUGCUGAAAAGCUUCUCGACUUUAAAUAUCGAGAUCCAAAAGGCAGUGAAGAAGACUGCGCGGCGGGAGCAGCUGAAACGUGAGGAGGCCGAGCAGCGGCGCAUGAAGGCUGUGCUGGAGGUGCAGUAUGUUCUGGACCAGCUCGGGGAGGAGAGUGUGAGGCAGGAGUUGAGGCAGGUGGAACGAGGGAACGAUGGGCCUCUGCUCACUGAAGCAGAGCUCACUGGACUUGACGACUUUUACAAGUUGGUCGGCCCAGAGAGGGACCCGAAUAUCAGGCUGACUGAUCAGUUUGAGGAGGCGUCUGUUCAUUUGUGGGAGUUGAUGGAAGGAAGAGACAAAGCUGUGGCAGGAACCACAUAUAAUGCCCUUAAGGACACUCUGGACAAGAUACUGCUCAGUGGCUACUUCGACCAGACACAAACACACCAGAAUGGAGUGUGUGAAGAAGAGGAGGAGGAGGAAGAGCAGCAGCAGCAGCAGCAGCAGCAGCCACAGCUGCCACCUCCUAUAGAGCCAGCAGAGUGUGAGGAGCAGCCAGCAGAGCCAGAAGGGUCAGUCACUCAAGAAUUCACUGAGCCCAUUGAAGUGGAAGCAACAGAGUUUGUAAACCGAAAGUUCAUUCCAGAAGCCACUUAUAACACCAGUGCUGACAAAGAGCAAGCAGGAGAAUGGGCCGUGAGCUCUGAGAUUGUAAGCUCCCUCCAGCAGCAGCCACAGCCUCCUCCUCAGCCUCAGCAACCUCCUUCGUCAAUGAGCCCAGCUCUGGUGAGCCCGGAGACCCACUCGCUCGCCCCUGUCCUUCCUCCCACCUCAACUGACCCGUUGGUCAGAAAGCAAGCUGUGCAGGACCUCAUGGCACAGAUGCAGGGCACUUACAAUUUCAUGCAGGACUCUAUGCUGGACUUUGAUGGACAGCCUCUGGAUCCUGCCAUUGUAUCUGCUCAGCCUAUGAAAUCUGCACAGAUGGUCUGCGCUCCAGCUCACACAGAAUCUCGACUCCCUCAACACAGCACAGUUCCUGUACAUCAAGAACCCACACAAAUACCCAUGGUGUCUCCUCCCACUGAAGCAUACACUUCUACACCACCUCUCUACCAACCUCCUCACAGCACAGACCCUCGUCCUCAACCAGACCCCAUUGAUCCUCUCCAGGUGUCCAUGCCCCUGUCAUCUGAGCAGCCCCCUGCCCCAUCGUCUCAGCCCCAGGCCUUUCAAUCAGUCUCCAAACCCCUGCACAGUGGCAUCAACGUAAACGCAGCACCAUUCCAGUCCAUGCAAGCAGUGUUCAAUCUGAAUGCUCCAGUUCCUCCCUCAAAUGAGAUUGAGUCUCAGAAGAUGUCAAGUCAGUAUCAAAGCACUUAUACCCAGAACUUCGGCAGCCAGCCCACACACACGGUGGCGCAGCAGGAGCUGCAGCAGGAGCUUCAGCAGGAACCGCUUCAGUCAGUUGUUGGCGCGUUUCACUCUCAAGACCAAGGGAUUCCUUCAUCUGGGGGACACCAGACAAUGAGCCAGCAGCCAGCAGGUCAGGGUGCAGGGUUCGGACGCCAGCCACAGUCUUUUUACAGCAGCCGAGCUGUGCCUCGCGGAGGACCCAGGAACGCCCGAGGGGCCAUGAACGGAUACCGAGGACCAUCAAAUAGUUUCAGAGGUGGAUAUGAUUAUCGUGCUCCUUUUCCCAAUACUCCAAACACUGGUUAUGGACAGACCCAGUUCAGCACUCCACGAGAUUAUUCGAGCAGCACCUACCAACGGGACGGAUAUCAGCAGAGCUUCAAGAGAGGAGCUGCCCAGGGAGCUCGAGGUAGCUCUCGAGGACGAGGAGGACUGUACAAACCGAGCCGAGGGAUGCAUAUCAUGGCUGCAGCACAGACUAGCUAACCCUAACAACCCUCCAACAUAACCCACUCACCUGACUCCUCUCCAUCUCCCCAUGUAGCAAGGUGUUUGGAAACUCGCACAUGAGAUGCCAUGGUAAUGAAGCCAAACCACUCCUAACUAACGCUGUAUCUUGUAACGCUUUUUCUCAAUUGCACGCUGUUGAUAGCCUCAAUUCUGUAAAGCAGGAACAUUUGUGCCUUUUUUUGAGUUGAAAAUCGGACCAGGAUAAACAAUGUAUUAGUAUAAUACACCGCCAAAAAAUGUGAAAUGUACUGUAAUUUUUAUUCCUCCCCCCUGGUCACCUACUUUGUUGCACCGUACUAUUGAUCAUGAGUGCUUUGUAGGAUUAAAUGUCUUUUAGAGUUGUGGUGAUUGUGGCUCAUUGUAUGGAUGAAAUGAAAAAUAAACAAGCACAUGGUGUA
Silurus meridionalis is the source of this 2736-nucleotide messenger RNA. RefSeq names its product cell cycle associated protein 1a (gene caprin1a). The record is from RefSeq and is a predicted model, not a curated record. The transcript is spliced from 19 exons. The coding region runs from base 170 to 2314 and encodes 714 amino acids. Lineage: Eukaryota; Metazoa; Chordata; Actinopteri; Siluriformes; Siluridae. Gene Ontology annotation, molecular function: RNA binding. Gene Ontology annotation, cellular component: cytoplasm.